Messenger RNA from Neodiprion virginianus, 3886 nucleotides. RefSeq names its product cytosolic carboxypeptidase-like protein 5. Bases 292 to 3009 code for a protein of 905 amino acids. Gene Ontology annotation, biological process: protein deglutamylation; proteolysis. Gene Ontology annotation, molecular function: zinc ion binding; metallocarboxypeptidase activity. NCBI's taxonomy places the organism in Eukaryota, Metazoa, Arthropoda, Insecta, Hymenoptera, Diprionidae. The transcript has 11 exons. The record is from RefSeq and is a predicted model, not a curated record.
AGAUCUGAAUAAAAAAAAAAAAAACUCACUCAUUUGGGAAUGAUUAGCGUGGCCGAAGAAGAGAGAGAGAGGGGGAAAUGGAUCUUGACCGAAAAUGGACUCGCCUGCAUUCGUGGGUAGGAAAAUAAUCGUAAAGUUUACAAACAAGGCAUUGUGAUUCUGAGUAUAUCUCAAGAUUAUGACACCCCGCCCUCAAAAAAUGAACUACUGUAUCCUCUCUCAUCUCCUCGGUGUUAAACAAAGGCAUUGUUCUCGUCUAUAGAAAGGAAAUCAUGUAAUAAAUAAAAAAUAAUGGCAACUACAACAGAGGAAAUAAAGUGUGGUAACUUUUUAUUCUACAAUACCUUUGACUCCGCUAAUUUGGCCAAAGUAGAGCAGGUCAAGGCUGCAGCAGAUCCUCCUAACAAUGGAGGUGUUGAAAAUGAUGGGAAAACAUGCAAGAGCUCAAGUUCCGAUGAGGUACCAGAUUACGAGUUCAAUGUAUGGACAAAACACGAUUGCCAUGGUACAGACUAUCAAAAUACCAAUAGGACAUGGUUUUAUUUUGGUGUUCAAUCCCCGACGCCGGGAGUUCUCAUUAAAAUAAAUGUAAUGAACCUUAAUAAGCAAGUGAAAAUGUUCAGCCAAGGAAUGUGCCCCGUCUACAAAACUGUACCUGGACAUCCCCAGUGGGAACGAAUCCGGGACAAGCCAUCGUUCCGUAUGGACCAAAAGGGCAACGAAUUCAUUCUUUCAUUUGUGUUUCGUGCGGCGGAAAAUAUCAAGGCUAUUAUAUACAUCGCAUUCACUUAUCCAUUCUCUUAUACAGACUUGCAAAAUUUUUUAAAGAAAAUAGACGCUAAGAUGACAAAAAAAAAUCCCACAGUCGCAGAUGACAUCUAUUAUCAGAGAGAAUGUGCUAUCAUGUCUUUGGAGGGACGGAGACUCGACUUGAUUACGAUUAGUUCACAUCAUAACAUAUCAUCCGAGAGAGAGGCGAGGCUGAAUCGAUUAUUUCCAAUAAAGGAAGAAGAAAGACCGUUCAAGUUCAGGGGAAAGAAGGUCAUUCUUAUAAGCGCCAGAGUUCAUCCUGGGGAAACUCCUUCAACUUUUGUUUUCAAUGGAUUUUUAAAUUUACUUCUCAAUCGAGAUGACCCCAUAGCUAUUAAUUUGCGCCGUUUAUACGUCUUCAAAAUGAUCCCUAUGCUCAAUCCUGACGGAGUUGCUAACGGUCAUUAUCGCAUGGAUACCAGGGGUGUAAAUUUGAAUCGAGUAUAUCUUAAUCCAUCCUUCAAUGAUCAUCCUACCAUAUACGCUGCCAGGGCAAUAAUUAAGUACCAUCAUUACAAUUAUGAAAUACCAGAAGACGAAUUGAGUGCUGAAAAACAAUCGGUAAAUAUUAAUUUAGAAGUUGGUCAACACGGCGUUAAUGUGAUUGGACUUGCUGGCUCUGUAACAAAUGUUAUUCGAGAUACAACAAACCGAUUGCUUCAACAGGUAACAUUGAUGACAUUGGACGAAAAAGGCAAAGGUGAACCAGAUUCCGAAAAAGUGUGUAAAUUGAUGGAAGGAAUGCCGAUUCAGACAUUGUGUGGGUAUGGCGAAGGUUCUGUUCAAGAAUCAGAGACAAAGGUGCAAAUGCAUGAGGAAGAAUCUACCAAGAAAGCAUGUACAGCUGUAGGUAUCGGACGCGUACCUACUGAUCCGGAAACCUCAGGACUAUUUUUGUACAUCGAUUUGCACGGACAUGCCUCGAAGAAAGGAGUAUUCAUGUACGGAAAUUAUUUUGACGAUGCAGAAGACACCAUCAUGUGUAUGCUGCUACCAAAAUUAAUGUCAAUCAAUAACGCCAAUUUUCAUUUCACUUCCUGCAAUUUUGCCGAAAGAAAUAUGUACUUGAUUGACAAACGAGAUGGUAUGUCUCGUGAAGGUUCGGGAAGAGUAGCCGUUUAUAAAUUGACAGGUUUGGUACGAAGCUAUACCUUGGAGUGUAACUACAACUCUGGUCGAAUGGUAAAUUCAAUCCCAGCGAGGGUUCGGGAUGGGGUUAGCAAAAAUCUAAACCCCAUAUUUGUUCCACCAAAAUAUUCACCAUCGGUUUUUGAAGAGGUUGGAACUGCCUUAGGACCAUCAAUCCUAGAUCUGACGACAAGUAAUCCCAAUAGUCGUCUCCCGAAUAGCCAAUAUCGUUCACUGAAGGGUGUUCGUUCAUACCUAAAGUUAACUUAUGUCAACCUUUCGUCGUCGUUCAACCGACCAUUGAAUAAGAGUUCAAGUGGCGUCAUUAGUACGGAUCAAUCGGCAAUAGAACCACCCGAAGUAAAGCAGAAUUGCGUGCCAGAUGAGGAUGGAACUGAUUCGUUGAAAAGUGAUAUAAAUCUGGCAGCAAAGUCUAAUAAGAUAAGACGAGCAUCCUCUAUUUACACAAACGUGAAGAGGAUUAUGAGCAGCAAACGAACGAGACCAAUCACUGGUCACAGAAUGCAUAAAAAUCAAGACAGCAGUAAACUCGAGGAAAAAAAUGUAUCUUCGAAUAUGAGAUUAUCCUCAAUUGCUGUAAGAAAAAAAUUAUUGAAGUCUGCCGAUUAUAUUCCAAGUAUAACAUCAAACGUGGCUAAUAUUCGAUCGACUUUAGGGCCAGCUAAAACGGCAAAGCACAAACGAACGGCUAGAAAGUUAUCUAUGAGUAAUUACAACCACGAAAUGACCAGCGACGAAUCUAGCGUCGUUAAACACAAUUCAAAACGAUUAAAAAUAACAUCAUCAAAAAUUGUUAAAACCCGUCCGGAGAUUGGAGAAUCGUCGAAAUCUGCGCCUUCGGAAAAGACGGUGUCUAAAAUGUCGUCACGGGCAUAUUUUCUGUGCAAUAAGCAAAAUACUAAAAACGUAUUUGGCAGGGUGAGGAAACCUUUCGUUAAAGUCGAACAGGCGAAGUUAAACAAGUCUUCCAAGAUGAAAUUAAAACGAAAGAAUUCUUUAAUCAUUUCUAAACUAUCUGGAAAUGAAGUAAAUAAAGAAGUCACAAAGUGAUAUGAAAGGGUGUUGAUUCGGAAUCACUACUGCAAAAAUUUUCGCUGACGUUGCUAUAAUAGUUUAGUCUUAUCGUAAGUUUUUAGUACAUUAGACAUGCAUGUAUUUCGUUAACGCGGAUGUAAUCAUAAGUGAAAAUAUCAAUAUGAUUUGGAAUAUAAUUUGUGAUUGAGCAUCGAUAUAUUCACGCAAUUAACGUCUCAUCGUUAUAUCCAAGCAGAUAAUAACUACAUUGAAAAGUAUGUCGUGAUAUGAUUUAUAUAAAUGUCUGAAAUAUAUUUAAACAACAAAAGUGUAUCAGACAUAUGUAAAAAAAAAAUGGAAAAAAUUAAAAAUUAUUGCGUGAAAGACAGAAAGGAUAUACUGCACUUAAAUGAGUAUCAAAUGAAAGUCUUUCUAAAUAAAUUACUAGGAAUGUUUGAAUCUCUUAUAAGAAUCUAUAACGUUGUGCGUCCUGUAUAAAAUUUUAAUUUUCAUGUUAAAAUAUACCUGUAAUAUACAUGCACUAUGUACGCGUUGGUAUUUUGUUAUUGUGAUCUGUUAAAUUAAUCGUAGAAUGUUAUUAUAUUUAUUAAAAAUUUUGAAUUUCAUUAUGUGCUUAAUAAUAUAUUGAUUUAAAAUCUGCAAUAUCUAUAAUGUACAAUAACGAGUUUAUUAGAAGGUGCAAUAUGUAUAUGUAUGUGCAAUUAAAUCUCAGAUCACUUCAAAGAGCACCUAAGUUAUUAUAAUGUAUGUACACGUUAACUUAUUACUAGAUCUGUAGUACCAUAUGGAUUGUGAUAAUUUGUCAUGAGUGGUUAAUCAUUUUUUCGAUUCAUUCGCAAAAUAUUCAACCCAAAAAAAAAAAAAAAAAAAUUGGUAUUUUAACCAUAAAUUU